AUGUCUUGGCCGCAGUCGAUUCUUCCUAUCCGGCGGCGGAGUAAAGCUGCCAAGAGCGCGAUCGUCAAAACGCCAAAGAUAACGCGUUGCGCGCACGAUCCCAAGAGGGGCAAUUCCAAUGUUGCAUCGCUCGCGUUGCUCGCAGACGGCGUGUCCAAGGGCAGAGAACGUGAUGCCCGCACGCACCAGCCUUUGCACGCCAAGAUUGUUGAGAAGCACUGCUUUUGGCUGGCAAUAACUAUGCUUGCCGCGUUGCCGACAGGUAUCACCACCCAGCAAUGUCAUGGGAAUAGGAAUAGGGGUGAGUGGAUCGCUUUCAAUAUCCUCGGAGUUCCACGACGUGGCGAGAAUCAUCACCGGCCCAGUGUCACACUGUCUAUUACAUACUCAUGUAUGUGA
Bipolaris victoriae FI3 is the source of this 399-nucleotide messenger RNA. RefSeq lists its product as hypothetical. Lineage: Eukaryota; Fungi; Ascomycota; Dothideomycetes; Pleosporales; Pleosporaceae. The coding region runs from base 1 to 399 and encodes 132 amino acids. The record is from RefSeq and is a predicted model, not a curated record. The transcript has a single exon.